GUUUGACAAAGAUCGCCUUGUUGGCCUUGUUCCAGCUCCUCCGUAUCACCGUCGCCUGCGCCCACCAUGCCUUCCUUCUCUUUAUUUUUCUCAUCCUCAUCAUCUCUCUUCUUUACUCUGACCACAUCUCGAGUCCCCCAUGUCCCCCAUGCCCCGCUGCUUCCAUCCCGAGUUCGCCUAUCCGCGCGAGAAUGACGCGCACCCUGUCAUCCUGCAGUCGUCCGACGACAUCUACUUUCACUUUGAUCUGCUCCUCCUCGCCAGCAAAUCCGAAUUCUUCGAGGGCAUGCUUGAGAUCCCAUCCUGUUGCGCCGAUACGGCACAUAUCGUUCCAUUUACGAACGCGUCAGCACCGGCGCUGGCGUUCAUCCUCCACGCCUUGACCUGGGUACCCAAGAAGGAAAUUGUGCCUUUCCACGUUCCAAUCGUGCAUCCCGGCCGCGCCUACUACGCUGCAUCUCAGAUUGUGACUCCGACUACCCACCUUCUCCCGACAGCGCCAGCGACCCCACCUCCCGCGUCUCCCUCGCCUGCAGAGUUUUCCGACGUUGCCGUCCCGUCCGAGUGCCAAGUCAACGGUGAGAUAUCGCCUUCCUCACGCAACAAAGACACCGCCUCGCAGAGAAUCCCCGCCCCUCCUUCAGGUAUGAUGCACGCCUCACCAGGCGACUUCGAGCUCAUAAUCAUGGAGCAGAUCAUCGACACGACCAACUGCUACGAGCUGCGCGGGCCCCUCGACGCGCUGUACGCAACUCUAGUGCGCUAUCGCUGGCCUGCAAGCAUCAUGUUUACCCUGGCCGUCCUCCUCAAGCGCGGUAACGCGCAAUACUGGUCGCAGAAGCUCCUCGGCCCGGGCCCGCAGUGUCUGCACCCGUGGGCAGUAUAUCGUCUUCAACAGCAUGCUCCCAAGGUCUACGAAGCGCUCUUGAACUUGUUCGUGCGCUGGGCCGGCACCUUCACCCACUUCAUGAAGAUCGCCUGGAGAUCGUUCAUCGUCGAUGGCAACCGCGACUUCGGCCGACGCUGCAAAGGAACCGCCAAGCGCACCAUUGCGGACACUAGAGUUGGCGCUGAGAAUUCGGCACCCUGCCGCGUCUUCACGGCGUACGGGGGCGACUUCCACAUGUUUCUCAGAGCUUUCCUGGAGGAGAUCUUCUCGUUCGCGGCGGAAAGUCCGGGGCUUGUCGGGACGUACGGAGCACUCCAACGCUUCUGCGCUGACCGCGUACCGUGUGACAUUUGCGCGUACCGUGUUGCGGCAUCUGUUCGCUCGGCUUGGAAUCACUCCAUGAGACACAGCGACUGGUCGCUUGAAACGAAGCACGGUGUGCAAGGGCCGUGGGAUGGAGGGAGGCUAUGGAGGAAAGGAGGGCGGCGCCCGCUCAAGCAACACAUCUGUUCAAAUUGUGGGUAGCAUGCAUUCAAUAUUCUGUAAGCAGGAAAAGAAUCAGACAACUCUACGACAUCCACAGAUGGAUUGCGAAGUGCGCGAGAGCUCACGAUACCUGGCACCGGG
Molecule: messenger RNA, 1516 nt
Organism: Cutaneotrichosporon oleaginosum
Lineage: Eukaryota; Fungi; Basidiomycota; Tremellomycetes; Trichosporonales; Trichosporonaceae
Source: RefSeq, a predicted model, not a curated record